Messenger RNA from Actinia tenebrosa (Australian red waratah sea anemone), 1151 nucleotides. RefSeq names its product cilia- and flagella-associated protein 20. The record is from RefSeq and is a predicted model, not a curated record. NCBI's taxonomy places the organism in Eukaryota, Metazoa, Cnidaria, Anthozoa, Actiniaria, Actiniidae.
AGCAGGCGCCUAGCGACACAUCUCUCACUGUUUUCCACUCAGUAUACAACAAGCUACCAAUACAGUAGUCUAAAAGGGUUUAUUUAAACCUAUAGCCUGAAUUUCUACUAAAAAACACAAAUUAAGAUGUUCAAGAACACGUUUCAGUCGGGUUUUUUGUCUAUAUUGUACAGUAUCGGCAGCAAACCGCUACAAAUUUGGGAGAAGAAGGUCAGGAAUGGUCAUAUCAAGAGAAUAACAGAUAAUGAUAUCCAGUCUUUGGUUUUGGAGAUUGUUGGGACAAACGUUAGUACAACUUUCAUAGUGUGUCCACAAGAACCGAAAAAGACCCUGGGAAUCAAGCUACCAUUUCUGGUCAUGAUUAUCAAAAAUUUGAAAAAAUAUUUCACGUUCGAAGUAACGGUCCUGGACGACAAGAACGUUAAACGAAGAUUUCGCGCGUCUAACUAUCAGUCAACCACCCGUGUAAAACCAUUUAUUUGUACUAUGCCGAUGAGACUAGACGAUGGAUGGAAUCAAAUUCAGUUUAACCUGUCAGAUUUCACUCGCCGAGCAUACGGGACGAACUACAUCGAAACACUUCGAGUACAGAUUCAUGCAAACUGCAGAAUUCGUAGAGUCUACUUCUCUGACAGACUUUACUCAGAAGAUGAACUUCCAGCAGAGUUCAAAUUAUACUUACCGGUCCAAAACAAAGCAAAGUAAUAACAGACUCUAUAAGAAAACGUCUUACUAGGGGGGAGGGAAAUAAAUUUCAUGAGGGGUGGGGAGGGAUAUUUGCUAUGCCACAAGUUUACACAAACAAACACAACCUCAAAACUACUUUUAGAAAGAAAAUCUCCUAUUUCAAGCUUAUCACAAAACUAUAUUCAUGUAUUUUUUAAAACAUCCUAUUAGAUUUUGAUUUCCUCAUUUCAUGACUGCUUUUGUAUUUAAGAAUUUAAAAAAAUUAUUUCAAGGUGAAAAUCAUUUUUGGUCCAAGCCCUCUUCAUGUACUGGAUAAAUUUUCAAACAUUGUAAUGUAUUUUAUCUAAAUAUUUCUCACUUCAGAUCAAAAAAUGUGCUGUAUUUGUAAGAUUAUGAAUGUUCUUUAUUUUAGCAGUCGACACUCUUGUAAAUAGAUACAAGAAAUAAAAAUGAAUAUCUAAAAA